Molecule: messenger RNA, 996 nt
Organism: Marmota monax (woodchuck)
Lineage: Eukaryota; Metazoa; Chordata; Mammalia; Rodentia; Sciuridae
Product: T-cell surface glycoprotein CD1b-3-like
Exons: 7
Coding region: 1-996 (331 amino acids)
Biological process (GO): positive regulation of T cell mediated cytotoxicity; antigen processing and presentation, endogenous lipid antigen via MHC class Ib; antigen processing and presentation, exogenous lipid antigen via MHC class Ib
Cellular component (GO): external side of plasma membrane
Molecular function (GO): endogenous lipid antigen binding; lipopeptide binding; exogenous lipid antigen binding
Source: RefSeq, a predicted model, not a curated record
AUGGUUCACUUCCUGGGACCCAUAGGUCUUUUAAGUCGAUCGGAGACAGGGGUCUUAUGUGAAAUAUCUGGAGCUGAGAGCUCACUCAGGGGUGCAGUGGACUGGGGAGCUGCAGAUCCUCAGUGGGACUCUGACCCAAGCACCAGCUGCUACCUGCAUCCUCACCAGGAGCCACUCUGCCAGAGGAAAGUGCAUGUCCCCUUCUUCUUCAUCAACAAGGAGUUGAUGGAUCUGGAAAGGUUGGUCCAGUUAUACUUCAUGAACCAUCAGGACUUUUAUAUUUCUCAAUUAAUGUUUAAAGAUCCCUUUGAUCUACAGGUGGCAGCAGACUGUGAACGGCACUCUGGGAAGGGCUUCCUAGGCUUUGUGCAGGUAGCUAUCCAAGGAUAUGACUUCAUAAGCUUCCAGAAUGAAACAUGGUCACCAUCUCCCAUGGGGGGAAGAAAGGCCCAGAAAGCCUGCAAUCUACUCAAUCUGAACCAAGCCUACACAAAUAGGAAACAUUGGCUCCUCAGUUAUGCCUGCCCACGUUUAAUCUCGGAUCUUCUAGAUGGAGGGAAAGCUCAUCUCCAGCGACAAGUGAACCCUGAGGCCUGGCUGUCCAGUGGUCACAGCCCUGGACCUGGCCAUCAGCUGCUGGUGUGCCAUGUGUCUGGCUUCUACCCAAAGCCCGUGUGGGUGAUGUGGAUGCGAGGGGAACAGGAGCAGCAGGGCACUCAGAGAGGUGACAUCCUGCCCAAUGCUGAUGGGACGUGGUAUCUCCGAGCAACCCUGGGUGUGGCAGCUGGGGAGGCGGCUGGCCUGGCCUGCAGGGUGAAGCACAGCAGCCUAGGAGGGCAGGACCUCGUCCUCCACUGGGGUGCACCUCAGAGUGCCCUGGGCUUGAUCCUCUUUGCUGUGAUAGUGGCCCUGGCUCUUCUGACAGGUCUUGGAUUUUGGUUUUGGAAAUGCUGCCCCACUCCCACUUUCUGCUCAAUUCUCACCUCCACCUUCUAA